Messenger RNA from Zygosaccharomyces rouxii, 3762 nucleotides. RefSeq names its product SKI complex RNA helicase subunit SKI2 (gene SKI2). The record is from RefSeq and is a predicted model, not a curated record. Gene Ontology annotation, cellular component: Ski complex. The coding region runs from base 1 to 3762 and encodes 1253 amino acids. Gene Ontology annotation, molecular function: ATP binding; RNA helicase activity; RNA binding. NCBI's taxonomy places the organism in Eukaryota, Fungi, Ascomycota, Saccharomycetes, Saccharomycetales, Saccharomycetaceae. The transcript has a single exon. Gene Ontology annotation, biological process: nuclear-transcribed mRNA catabolic process, 3'-5' exonucleolytic nonsense-mediated decay.
AUGGGUGUUUCUAUUGCAAAUCUUUAUGAUGCCCUUAGAGAGGCUACACAAGAAGACGUCGAACUUUUCGAGGAUAAAUUGAGUCAAAUCGAACCGGUCCACACUGACGAUGGCGUUAGGGAGAGGUUUCUUCAACCAACCAACGUUUUGCCAUGGAGUCUAUUAGAUCAGGUACAACAAUUUCCACAGAGUAGAGAUACAGACUACAAAGAUUUCUUAACAAUUCCUGAACCUAUCAAUAGAACUUCUUUCCAUUUGAGAAGGAAAGGUAUCGAUGGUCAUGUGUCAUCGUAUGAAGAGGAAGUGGAUCUCAAAGAAGUCGCCAAUGCUAAUGCUGCCAAUUCCUUAUCGCUGAAUAGAGGCAUUGAUACUCAUAGUAAUUCCGUGAGGGGCUCGACUGCUCAACUACCCUUUAUGCCUGGUGGUGUUUCCAUGACAGCAGUUCAGACUACACAAGGAAUGUCUAGCGUGGCGGCUUCUACCAAAAUGUUGCAUAAGGACGAUCAAGGUCUUUUCGAUGUACCUCGUGGCUUUGAUCGAGGCAUCGAACCUUCUAAUGCAUUUACCACUCCUGAUAACCAAGAUAGAGUUGAUGAAUUACAAGAAUUGGAUCAAGAAGAUAACGAAUUGGAGGUACAACAAGAAGUCGAGGAACAGCAAAGAGGUUUAGAAGAUAGUGUAGAGGAGAAAACCACAAGGGAGAUCUUAGGAGAAGAAGCCGAUAUUCCUAAUGAUGAUAGUAGAGCUGCCGAAGAUAUCGAUGAGUUAUUACCGAUGGGUAUUGAUUUUGCACGUAAUGUGGUUAACUCUAAGGGUACACUAAGACCUAAAGAAUGGGCCCAUGUAGUUGAUUUGCAUCAUAAGAUUGAUAAUUUUGAGGAGUUAAUCCCCAAUCCUGCGAGAACGUGGCCUUUUGAACUGGAUACUUUUCAAAAAGAAGCUGUCUAUCACUUAGAACAAGGAGAUUCUGUGUUUGUGGCGGCACAUACUUCAGCAGGUAAAACUGUAGUGGCGGAAUACGCAAUUGCCAUGGCAAAGAGGAAUAUGACAAAGACCAUCUACACUUCCCCGAUAAAAGCUUUAUCCAAUCAAAAAUUUAGAGAUUUUAGAGAAACUUUUGAAGAUGUCGGUGUAGGUUUGAUUACUGGUGAUGUGCAAAUCAAUCCCGAAGCUGGUUGUCUUAUUAUGACUACAGAAAUUUUAAGAUCUAUGCUUUAUAGAGGUGCAGAUUUGAUCCGUGAUGUGGAGUUUGUCAUCUUUGAUGAAGUUCAUUAUGUCAAUGACCAAGAUCGUGGAGUUGUUUGGGAAGAAGUCAUCAUCAUGUUACCUCAACACGUUAAAUUUAUCCUUCUUUCUGCUACUGUGCCCAAUACUUACGAAUUUGCCAACUGGAUUGGUAGAACAAAGCAAAAAAACAUUUACGUCAUUUCAACUCCAAAGAGACCUGUACCACUUGAAAUCAACGUUUGGGCUAAAAAUGAGAUGAUACCCGUGAUAAAUUCUAAUAAACAGUUUCUAGAGGCAAAUUUCAAGAAGCACAAGGAAUUAUUAGAUGGGAAACCUGGCAGUAAGGAGAACGGGACUGGCUCUUCAGCAGCUAGUAGAGGAGGCAGCGCUCGUGGUGGCCGUGGUGGCCGUGGUGGUUCCGCUCGUGGUGGUUUCCGUGGUGCGGGAGCCGUAGGAUCCAACAAGAGUAAAUUUUUCAAGAAAUCCGGUCCUAAUAAAAAGACUUGGCCAGAGCUGGUUAAUCAUCUGAGAUCCAAGGAUUUAUUACCAGCAGUCGUCUUUGUCUUUAGUAAGAAGAGAUGUGAAGAAUAUGCAGAUUGGCUCGAAGGUGUCAAUUUUUGUAAUGGUAGAGAGAGAUCUCAAAUUCACAUGUUCAUCGAGAAAUCGGUUACGAGAUUGAGGAAGGAGGAUAGAGAACUUCCACAAAUUAUCAAAAUUAGAUCCUUGUUGGAACGUGGUAUCGCUGUCCAUCAUGGUGGGCUGCUUCCUAUUGUUAAGGAAUUAAUUGAAAUGGUCUUCGCUAAGGGUCUAAUCAGAGUUCUCUUUGCUACAGAAACUUUUGCCAUGGGUCUAAACUUGCCUACUAGAACCGUCGUGUUCAGUGAAAUAGAAAAGCACGAUGGUCAAGGGUUGAGAUUCUUGAACCCCGGUGAGUUUACCCAAAUGGCAGGAAGAGCAGGUCGUAGAGGUUUAGAUAAAACAGGUACCGUGAUCGUAAUGACUUAUACCGAUCCACUACCAGUGGCGUCUUUUAAAGAAGUGACCAUGGGUGUCCCUACCAAAUUGGAAUCGCAGUUUAGAUUGACAUACAAUAUGAUUCUAAACUUGUUGAGAAUUGAGGCCUUAAAAGUGGAGGAAAUGAUUAAAUACUCAUUCAGUGAAAACUCUAAACAAACCUUGUUGCCAGAGCACGAGCAAAAGAUAAAGGAGUUACAGCAGAAGUUGCAAGAUGUUAGGACUUAUGACGAUUGUGAAUAUUGUAAGAAAGAUAUAGAUCAAUUCCUCAAUUCCGCUAUUAAAUUGAAAGAGUGCACUGCUCAUAUGAUGGAGGAAUUGGUGAAGACUGAUAAGGUCUAUCAAGUGUUGAGAAUGGGUCGUCUUCUACUGUUUAGAGAUGAGAAUGAUAAUUUGAAAUUAGGAUUUGUAUUCCGUAUUCACAUGAAGAAAUCAUCUGUGAUCGUGAUGACGUUUACUGAACCCAACACUUUGGAAUCUGGCGAACCUAAUCAUUUGCCUUACAUGGUUAACUUGAGCUCAUAUACCAAGAGAAAUUUCAGUACAUUCAAGACUGUUGAGUUUUUCAUGGAAGAAAUACCUAUAACUUCCAUCGAAUUAACUACUGCAUAUUCCAUUAAAGUGUCCUUUACCGAUUUGAUGAAGAAACAACCUGAGGCUUUGAAGAUGUUUGAUGAAGAAGUUAGAAUCAUAUUAAAGAUCGCUCAAAAAUUUAGAGAAAGUACUUCUGAGAAACAGGGUAGUUUGAAAGUUCAUCAAUACGUUUUAGAAAGGAAUAAUAUUCAAAAGGAAAUCUCCACAUACCAAGCCUUGAGCUGCCCCAAUUUAGCCGAGCACUUUGUGCCCAAAUAUAAGGCUUUCAUGAUUGAAAGAGAUAUCAAGGAGUUGUAUCACUUAAUGUCUGAUCAGAAUCUAAAUCUAUUGCCUGAUUAUGAAAAGAGAUUAGCCGUCUUGAAAGACGCUGGCUUCAUCGAUCAAAACCAUAACGUUUCUUUGAAGGGAAGAGUUGCUUGUGAAAUUAACUCAGGUUACGAAUUGGUCAUUACAGAAUUGAUUUUAGAUAACUUCCUUGGUGAUUUUGAACCUGAGGAGAUCGUUGCUCUACUAUCGUCUUUUGUCUAUGAAGGACGUACUAGGGAAGAGGAACCACCAGUAGCAACUCCAAGGUUAGCAAGAGGUAAAAAGAGAAUCGAAGAAAUCUAUAGCCAUAUGCUCGAAGUGGUCGUCAAUCACCAGAUACCUUUGACUCAAGAGGAGGCAGAAUUUCUGGAUAAAAAAAGAUUUGCCAUGAUGAAUGUAGUUUAUGAAUGGGCCCGUGGUCUUUCUUUCAAAGAAAUUAUGGAAAUAAGUGUUGAAGCUGAAGGUACAGUGGUCAGGGUGAUUACUUGGUUGGACGAAAUUUGUCGUCAAGUAAAAACUGCAUCUAUUAUCAUUGGUAACUCUAAUUUACAUAUGAAGAUGAGUCAAGCUCAGGAACUGAUUAAAAGAGAUAUCGUCUUUGCAGCUUCUCUUUACUUGUAA